AUGAUUCAACCGUAUUUCCCGAAAUACCAAUCAAAUAGCUGCACACCCCACGUGACAGAAAUAGCGUCCGUUGUUUAUAAAAACCGAGUAGAGAGUCUGGGAGAAGAGCAUUUCGUGAUAUUUUCAACGGAAACAAAGCAAAGAACUUUACGUGCGAUAUUUCUAGAGUUCCGUUUCUUGUGUGUUUUAGUGAUUUUAUUAGUUUCAUUAAGAAUAAAUCGGCAAAAAUGGCUGAUUUAGCUGCAAAGAUACCCACAUCUGUUGACCGUAAGUUAUUGUAAUCAUUAUUUAUUGCAUUAAACUGUGUUGUGCUACUAUAAUAGUACAAUAAUAUAUUAGCUUUUUUUAUUAGCAUCAUUAUUACACCAAAAUAGUAAAUACCAAAGAUCCACC
Molecule: messenger RNA, 393 nt
Organism: Acanthoscelides obtectus
Lineage: Eukaryota; Metazoa; Arthropoda; Insecta; Coleoptera; Chrysomelidae
Source: the annotation of a GenBank genome assembly